Molecule: messenger RNA, 536 nt
Organism: Cotesia glomerata
Lineage: Eukaryota; Metazoa; Arthropoda; Insecta; Hymenoptera; Braconidae
Exons: 2
Coding region: 103-420 (105 amino acids)
Source: RefSeq, a predicted model, not a curated record
UUUAUAUCUUAAUAGGUAGAAUUAGUCGAAAAAUCUGGGAUAAUUGUAAAUCGAUUUAAAUUGGAUCUAAUUACGGAAAGUAAUACAAAAAAUCCAAGAGAAAUGACUCGUCAAUUAUUCAAAUUGAUUGUUGGUACGGAAGAGUUAGCCAAGAUGACGAUCGUUAAAACAAAAGGACGAGAACUAAUGCCUGAAAAAUAUCUUGAAGCUAUUUUCGAAUAUGUGACGAUCCAUACUGCAAAUGGCCGAGAGUUAAAUGCAGCAGAAUUUAAAAAGUGUGUCGGAAAGAUGCUUUCCACCAUUCGUGAGAGUUUAAAAAGCAACAACGAUAAUAAAAAUGAUGCUAAACACCAAAAUGAAGAUCAUGCUAAUAAGAAAAAUAAAAAUGAUGAUGGAAGCGACCCUGAAAAUGAUGUUUAAAAGCAAUAAUUUCUCACUUUUUUUUUUUGUUAUUUAAAAGUUCUACAUAUUGAUAUUUUUCAAUGUUAAUUUGGUUAAUGUUCUAAGCCCAAAAUGUUGAUGGUAUUUUAUUAUUC